This is a messenger RNA of Lotus japonicus, 1400 nucleotides long. RefSeq names its product heavy metal-associated isoprenylated plant protein 7-like. Gene Ontology annotation, molecular function: metal ion binding. The coding region runs from base 129 to 1088 and encodes 319 amino acids. The record is from RefSeq and is a predicted model, not a curated record. The transcript is spliced from 5 exons. Lineage: Eukaryota; Viridiplantae; Streptophyta; Magnoliopsida; Fabales; Fabaceae.
GAGAGCCUACAAGAACAAGAAAGACAGCACAAAACAAACCAAGUGGGAGCAAAAGUAGCAGCAGCUCUAGGAAGCUUAUCUCAGCGGCAGAGUCCCUCGGAGUAUUUUAAAGCCACAGAGUAACACCAAUGGGGGAGGAAGAAAAGAAACCAGAGGAAACCAAAGUAGAGGAGAAAAAAGAAGCAGAGGAGCCCAAAAAGCCUGAAGAGGAGAAGGAAGAAAAAAAGGAAGAAGAAACCAAAGCUGAACCUUCUCCUCCACCAGAGAUUGUGCUCAAAGUGUUCAUGCAUUGCGAAGGUUGUGCUCGCAAGGUUCGCCGCUCCCUCAAAGGAUUCCCAGGGGUUGAAGAUGUAAUCACGGAUUGCAAAUCUCACAAGGUGGUAGUUAAAGGUGACAAAGCGGAUCCUGUUAAGGUUCUGGAGAGAGUGCAGAGGAAGAGCCACAGGCAUGUUGAGCUUCUUUCUCCAAUUCCAAAACCUCCAGAGGAGAAAAAAAUCCAAGAGGAAGAGGCAAAGCCCGAGCCAGAGAAGAAGAAAGAAGAGCCUCAGGUUGUGACUGUUGUUCUGAGAGUUCAUAUGCAUUGCGAAGCCUGUGCUCAAGAAAUGAAGAGACGGAUUCAGAGAAUGAAGGGAGUGGAAUCGGUGGAACCGGAUUUGAAGAACUCGCAAGUAAUAGUGAAGGGCGUUUAUGAUCCUACAAUGUUGGUUACAUACGUGUACAAGCGGUGCGGGAAGCAUGCAGUGAUCGUGAAGCAAGAACCAGUGAAAGCAGAGGAAGCAAAAGAGGAGAAGAAAGCCGAGGAUGGUGAGAAAAAGGAGGAGAAGAAGAGUGAGGGAGAGGGGAAAAAAGAAGAAGAAAAGAGCGAUGGUAAAGCAGGGGAGAAGAUCGAGGACGCGGCGGCAACGACAACGAUAGAAGAGACAGUGGUGGCGGAGGUGAAGAAAUAUGAAUACGACUAUAACCCACAAAGCUAUGGCAUGAACUUGUAUGCAUACCCUGCGCAUGACCACCCUACGUACGACCACCACGCGUACCCACCACCCCAGAUGUUCAGCGAUGAGAACCCAAAUGCUUGCACUGUCAUGUGAAAAGUUACUUAGAAAUGUUUGAUACACAUCUAAUUUUGGGCAAAACUCAAUAGACAUGUAUUAAUGGUGGCGGUUAAAAACGCUGCUAAUGUGUAUAUCUAUUGAAUGUUGGUCCAAAAUAGACAUCUAUGAAUCAACACUCGAAGCUACUACGAUUGAGAAAAGUGUUAGGGGUGGUACAAGAAUUUAGGAAAAUUGUGAAAUUUACGAGUUACUUGUGUUGUGCCCUCCUAAAUGUUCCUUCCAUAUAAAGGUAAUUAAGGAUGUUCUUAGUUCUUGUAAAAUUUAUAAAUAUUUUAUUUUAGUUUUUAA